UCCUCCGUUCAAUCUUAAUCCCUGUGGCUCUGCGCGCUAAUGCUGCGGCUGCAAUCUAUCCACAAGGAUCAGGCAGCCGCGGCCAUCUAACGUUACCAGAGCUACCCGCUGACUUCACCCGCGACCGGGACGCUGUUUUUGACGCGCGUCAGGGGCGGUUUUGAUCCGUGGGACCGGUUCAAGUUUUCAGGAGCGUCCUGCAGGGUUCAGCCUCAGCCUUCUUCCUGCUUGAACACCUGUGUGACUCUGACGGAGCGCAGCCCCGUGGUUAUCAUGGCCUCAGCCGAUGAAACAGAGGGUGCCAUGACUCCGGUGGACUUUAUCCAGCUGCAGCAUUACAUGGAAGAAAGCAGUUUGAGAGUCAGGGAUGUGAUUAAGGAGUUUCAUCCAGGUGGCCGUUACGCCAAGCACACUUCUGGAGAGUGCCUCGAUGUAGAGGGCUUCUGUCUGUUCCUGAAGACCUACCUGGAAGUGGAGGACUUCCCUACGGACUUCUGUGGAAAGCUCUUUCGUUAUUUUCAACAAGCGGAGAAGGACGGGUCUCCAAAAAGCACCAUGCCCAAAGGAGGAGGGGUCUUCCUUCGGGACGUGUCGUGUUACUUCUCAGUGCUGGAGGAAGGACAACCACGGGAGAAGCUUGAGUUUACCUUCAACCUCUAUGACAAAGAUGGAAAUGGACUCUUGGACAGUUCUGAAGUGGACCGUAUAAUCGCUCAGAUGAUGCGAGCUGCUGAUUACCUGGGCUGGGACGUGACUGAACUGAGACCAGUUCUCAAAGACAUGAUGACUGCAAUAGAUGUUGACGACAGUGGAACUGUCACUCUGGAGGAAUGGGUGAAGGGAGGCAUGAACAAUGUGCCUUUGCUUGUAUUGCUUGGACUGAGGAUGACUGAGAAGGACGGCCAGCACAUCUGGAGGCUGAAGCAUUUCAACAAACCCACCUACUGCGGCGUGUGUGAGAACAUGCUGCUCGGCCUCGGCAAGCAGGGACUCUACUGCAACUGCUGCGCUUACACUGUCCACAACCAGUGCGCCAACAAGAACCCCGACCGAUGUGCUUGGACCUUUGUGAAAAACAAACAGGAAAUUGGUAAAGCAUUUCACGACUGGAUCAAAGCCGACUGCAACUCCAGCAAGUGCCAGGUCUGCUUUAAGAAGAUCAAAACUUUAGCAGGGAGGCGCUGCGUGUGGUGCCAGGAGACGCGCCACGAUGACUGCGUCACGACUGGUGUGCCGAAAUGUGACUGUGGUCCACUGAAGAACCACAUAUUGCCACCAUGGACCGUCUAUCCUAUCUCUAAGGAGGAGAACACCAACCUGUUGAAUGUCCCCCCUGAUGGCCACAUCCUUCAGAUUUCUCCUGAUCUAGAUAUUCAGCCUUUGCUGGUAUUUGUAAAUCCUAAAAGUGGAGGGAAGCAGGGUGAACGCGUUCUCAGGAAGUUUCAGGGCCUGCUGAACCCGCGUCAGGUGUACAACCUAACUAAUGGUGGUCCCACUCGAGGACUUCACUUCUUUCGAAAUCUGCGUCAGUUCAGGAUCUUGGUGUGUGGGGGAGACGGCACGGUCGGGUGGCUCCUGGAUGCUAUAGACAAAGCCAGCAUCUCGGUGCGUCCUCCAGUUGCUGUGCUGCCCCUGGGAACUGGAAAUGACUUGGCUCGCUGCCUACGCUGGGGAGGAGGAUACGAGGGCUCUGACUUGAGGGAAAUCCUGAAGGAGAUCGAAGGAAGUGAGGUCAUUCCUUUGGAUCGCUGGAGCAUCACGGUGACGCCAAAAAACCCCAAGGAUGCAGGAGACCCUGUUCCAAACGAAAUAAUGAACAACUAUUUCUCUAUUGGAGUGGAUGCUUCCAUUGCUCAUCGUUUUCACUCCAUGAGAGAGAAGCAUCCCCAAAAGUUCAACAGCCGAAUGAAGAACAAGCUGAUGUAUUUUGAGUUUGCUACCUCUGAGUCCAUCUCAGCCUCCUGCAAGAAACUAAAGGACUGUCUCACUAUUACAUGCUGUGGAAAACCUAUAAACCUGGACAACAUGUCUUUAGAGGGUAUAGCCGUCCUCAACAUACCCAGCAUGCAUGGCGGCUCCAACCUUUGGGGUGAAUGUAAGAAAGCCGAUGGCGCUUCGGAAGCGGCGCACACGCACAGUGAAGUCAUCACUGACCGGGAACUUCUUAAAACAGUCACGCAAGAUAUCAGCGAUAAACGUCUGGAGGUGGUGGGGCUGGAAGGAGCCUUGGAGAUGGGACAGAUCUACACUGGACUGAAGAGCGCUGGACACAGACUGUCACAGACCUCCGAAAUCACCAUCAGCACAACCAAAGCUCUGCCAAUGCAGAUUGAUGGAGAGCCCUGGAUGCAGCCUCCAUGUGAGAUCCGCAUAACUCACAAGAACCAAGCUAACAUGCUCAUAGCUGCACCAACCAAAUCAUCCGGCUUCUUUCACCACAAGUAACCGUCGGAUCUGCCACUUCAUCCGGUCUGCAGAGGGUCGCAGCUGAGUAUUUAAAGUCUGACGCUGCACAUAUUUAACUGUGUGUUUUUAUCCUACGUGUUCUUCGCAUUCAUUCCCUGACAUGGUUUUAACAUACCCAUUUGAACUUCUGGGGGAGAAAAGUUGAAUAUUUGUUUGUCAAGAGUCCAAAUCGCUGCUUCUGUGUGCCAAUUUAAAUGUUAUGCGACCUCUUAUGCAAUGAAGCCGUAAAAUAUUCUCUACAUUAAUAAGGAUUAUGAGUUCACCAUAUCCAUUUUAUAUGUUGUGAUGAUAGUUAGAGUUGUGAAACAUGUUUACAGUGAUGUGUUGUUAACGUUCCUCUGUUUUUAAUGCAGCUCGUAGGGAAGCUGCUUUGUUUUCGGCCUCGCGGGGCUCCCUACAGCUCACACGCUCCCUCUAAGCCGCAUGUCGUAAAAUUCACCGUCAGUGUUUAUCCCCUUUAGAAUAAGGAAAGUCGAUGAGGAUGCCAAUGUUUUUACAUGACAAGAAAUAUGAGACAAACCAGUUGUCAAUGUCUCUAUUUUAUUUUUUUAAAAGCUCCAAGUUGCUUAAAUGUUGCUUUUGAAAACAAAAAUCAUAAAGUUUUUUCUCAUUGCCAUUCCUUAAUGUUUUAUUCAGGAUAAACUACAUAAGUUGUAUAAGAUUUAUGGAUGUAACAAUUAUUUAACAAUUUGUGCUAAAAACACUGUGAUGCUCUUUGACAAAGGUGUUCAAUGUUUCUGGGAACGAGUUUAUGCCAAAAUGUGGUGGAUUAAGCCAAAAUCAGAUUAUUUUUAGAUUGUUGUAAAUUAUUUGCCCUCAGCUAUUGGAUGUUAAUCCUGUUUUAAUUAUAUAUGUUACUUAUAUGUGUGUUUAUGUAUCAUGUUGAUGUCAAAUUGUGCAUCUGUCAUUUGUAUGUUUCUGGUCUUUAGUCUUCUUAACGAGGCUUGUGCAACAUCAAAUGUAAAAGAUGUGCUAAAAACCUCUCAAAUUAAUUGAGUUGUUAAUAAGAAGGUAAAAGCUAGCAGACACUGGUCUCAUUCUU
Messenger RNA from Fundulus heteroclitus (mummichog), 3508 nucleotides. It is a transcript of the gene dgkab, whose product is annotated as diacylglycerol kinase, alpha b. The transcript is spliced from 24 exons. Bases 274 to 2445 code for a protein of 723 amino acids. Gene Ontology annotation, cellular component: plasma membrane. The record is from RefSeq and is a predicted model, not a curated record. Gene Ontology annotation, molecular function: calcium ion binding; ATP-dependent diacylglycerol kinase activity. Gene Ontology annotation, biological process: diacylglycerol metabolic process; intracellular signal transduction; lipid phosphorylation. Lineage: Eukaryota; Metazoa; Chordata; Actinopteri; Cyprinodontiformes; Fundulidae.